This is a messenger RNA of Coregonus clupeaformis (lake whitefish), 5866 nucleotides long. RefSeq lists its product as uncharacterized. NCBI's taxonomy places the organism in Eukaryota, Metazoa, Chordata, Actinopteri, Salmoniformes, Salmonidae. The transcript is spliced from 9 exons. Gene Ontology annotation, biological process: cell differentiation. The record is from RefSeq and is a predicted model, not a curated record. Bases 320 to 4624 code for a protein of 1434 amino acids.
GUCAUGUGGUGGAAACCAUUGGAGCGUCCGUGCGCAAAACCGAUCGAUCCAGUUUGUACAAAACAAUUACUGUAGCGUUUCAGUAAAAUAUCACUGCGGACCUGGUUUACCUGGAUUUUCAGUUCAGACUCUGAAAAUAAACUUUGGAGAGGAACGCAGUGGAAACGCUUCAAAUGGAAAGCAGAUAAGGCAUAAUUUUACCCAUCAAAUCGGGACCUAAAACUAUUUUUUCCAAAAGAUCAACUGAAAAAAAGCGACCAUGUCCAGCGGGACCAAACGGGCAGCUGUCCAUAGAGGAGUAGGUCUAGUGUGAGGUGGGAUGUCUAGCCGUGAAUCUUUGGGGGACCUGAUCCCCCAGGACCUGGCGGAGGUGUUUGCCCACGAGAGGCUCACCAAAGGGGGCCGAAGGAAGAAACGUCGGGGCUCCCUGGGCCGGGCAUUCAGCUGGCUCAAAGGGAAGAAGAAGAAGGACGUCAAUGCCAACGGACAAAGCCAGGACUUUCAUCCAGGCGGGCCAAUGAUGGGCAGGACCUCCGCACAGGGCCACAGCCAUGCAGUCCCAAAGCAUGAGGAUGAGGGGACUCGCGUUCCUCCACACUUCCAGGAGAAUGUGUUCAUCGAAGGCAGCCGGCCCAAGUACCUGGAGGACCUGCACACUGAGGCCCAGGAGGGACUCAAACUGCAGCAGCAGGAAGAAACCAAUAAUGGGCUAGAUUACCAGGAUGACCAAAGCGUCACUUCGACGGUGACCCGGCAGCCAGACGACACUGAGAGUGACAGUUAUAGUGAGAGGAGAGGCUAUCUUUCAGACAGCACCAUACCAGACACUGUGUCCCAGGUCUCAACACGCUCCACUGUCUCCACACGGUCCUCACGGUCAGGACUGACCCGCCAAGCAUCAACAUUCAGGCCCCUGAAGCCAGAGAAGGCCAAGGCCAGGAGGAGACACAGGAGAACCACAGUUAUGGGGAUACCACAACACAUCCAGAGGGAACUGGGGCUGGACAGAGCAUCAUGGGCAGGUCGUCAGGUUAUAGACAAGGAUGGGCUCCCUAACGGUGAGAGUCUGGACUUCCCCACCAUCGAUGGGACUCACCUGGCUGGUUCCGAGGAGGGGGUGAGGAUGUACCUCCAGUCUGUAGAAGGCCUGCAACCCGUCAGUGAGGACCAGAUCCAGAAGUUCCCCUCCCGGGCCGGACACAGGGACGACCUUGCUCUCCUCCAGCGCAUGGGCCCCCAGCAGUCCGGCCUGAAGAGGCCCAAGUCCCUGGCUGUCCCCUGGAUGACCACAGCCUCUAGCCUGCAGCAGCUGCACCCCAACCCCGUCAUGUCCAUGUCCCCCCAGGCCACCUACAUGUCUAAGAUCAUCCCCAACGCUGUCCUGCUACCUUCCAUAGAUGUGGUGGAGAUCACCCGGAACCGCAGUCGGAGCAGCGUUCGUACCGUCAGUAAGAGCAGCCUGCUGCUGGUCAGCCCUGCCUCCUCCAGAGCCUCCUCCAGAGCCUCCUCCAGAGCCUCCUCCAGAGCCUCCUCCCGCGCUUCCUCCCACGCCUCUACCAUGUCCUCCGCCUCCCGUUACAACCCAUCACACUUCUCUGACAGCUCUGGAUGGAGCCACUCUGAGUCCUCUGAGACACUGGUGUCUGACUCCUCCACCAUCUCCUCCAACAGCACCACCAGGCAGGGGGGCUCACAGGAGGGGGGUGGGGAGGGUUCAUCCAGGGAGACGGCCCUGGACAGAGAGAGUAUCCACUCCUCUGUCAGUAAGGCCUCCAGGACCUCAGCCACCAACGGCAAAGGGAAAACCAGAGGGGAUGAUUGCAAACAGGAGGGGCCCUUCACCCGGACCAUGUCUGUGAUGAAGUCCAAGAGGGCACCGGCCCCACCCAGCCGCUCCUACUCCCUACACAAGGACAAGUUGAAGAGGUGCACGCGAGACCUGAUUGACACCAUGGUUGCUGCCCCUCCCCAAAGCAGCCCAUUCCAGGGUGGGGAGGCUAAGGCUGUCAGUGCUGGGGAAACUCCCAUGCCCUCCAGUAACAAAAGUAGCCCUGGCUACACAGCAGACAUCAGCUGUCUGGAUGAGUCUUCAGGCUCUGUGACAGCCAGCCCCUUCAACACCCCACAACAGGCAGCCAUGGAGGAGGUGAGGAAUGAGCAGCCAGGCUCCACAGGCUCCUCUCCCCAGAAGCAGACCCCCCAGGAAAAUGGCCUGAAGAAUGUCUCCCCCUCCAGCGGCUACUCCAGCCACGGUGGCACGCCCACCCUCCCUUCCAAACAAACCCAUAACCCAUCUCCAGGGAAAAAGAGAGGCAUCCUGGGCAAACUAGCAAGCAUCUUCCCCAAGGCACCAUCCCCUGCAUCUUCAGCCCCAUCACCUGUCAUUCAGCCACAGGCCUCUGACAGCAGCAAGACGACUAAGCCACAGCCGUCCCCUCCAGUCGACAGUGUAACUCCCUCACCUUCAGUCAUGUCAAUCAGAGAGCUGUUCAACAUCCCGCCUCCACCCAAGGUGUCUGCCCCCUCUCCUCCUCCCCCGGAGGUAUGGGCACACAACAAGCGCACCUUUGAACUGCUACUAGGUCCCCCGGCCCCCAACAACACGGAUACGGUGGUGCGAAAGAACCCAAAGGAUCGACGACAGCAGAGGCAGUCUCCUUCCACAUCAAGAGAGGGUUCUGUUAAGAACUUGUCACCUGAGAGGAGAGAUGAGGAGGCAGCACCAGAGCAGGAGGCAGGAGGUGUGCUGGAGAGGGUCACUGAGCCUCAAGCUAAAGAGCAGACCGGUCCAGCAGACCAGGAGAGGGAACACUCUUCCACUGUGGAGACUAGUAAUCCAGCAGCACAUAUGUCUGAGUCAGGAAAGGGUCAGGAGAGUGAAGUAGCACAGAAGGUUGAAGAAGACCGGGUUCAAGGAAGUCAGCUGGGAGUUGAAGAGAAGGUGCAGGGAAGUCUGUUGGUGGUUGAACCAGAGAGGGUCAUUGUAAAUCAGUUGAUAGGUAAACUAGAGAAGGUCCAGACAAGUAAUUUGGUAAAUGGAAAGUCAGUAAAGGCCUCAGUAGCGCCAGGAAAGGGCCUAGGAAAAGUAAAGACAGAAAUACAGACGACUACUCCUGCUGCAGCGAAAAAGACUGAAUUCCAACCUAAAAUGGACACGUCUAUGGUAAGCCCUGCUCUAGCACGCAUCUCGCCAUCUCCUUCUCCUCCUCCAGCACACCAUCCUCCCCUUCCCCCUUCCAAACAGACCCCACCUGUGGCCACAUCAGACUUUACACCCGCUCCAGAGCCCCAACUAGUCUCCCCCACUGGGGAAUCCUCCUGGCCCCCUCCCCCUCCUCCCAUGGACUUGGCCACCCUUGGCAAUGAGCUUGACCUGCCCAUUCCCCCACCACCAAAGGUAGUUAUCACAGAACAUGUGCCCCCUGUUUCAUCUGUACCACAGGGAAUCCCACCUCCACCCCAGAGUAUCGCACCGCCGCCUCCCCAAGAGGCCCCGCCUUCACCAAAAGCAAGGUUUGGUCCUCCCUCCUACAUUCCUCCACCACCUCAAAGUAUUCCACCCCCACCUCCACUGAAACACAUACAGCAGCCCAGUCCAGUGACCACAGAGAGACAGAACCAAGAGAAGAAGUCCUUCAGCAAGAGCUCUCUCUCUCCCACUCCCCCAGAGGAGGGCUCCACUCCUGUGGUCACCCCCUCCCUUCUGCAGACAGUCAAGCUGAGGUCUGUCAAUAAUGGUGACCAGGGUCAGGAAAAGGACCAGAAUCAGGGACAGGACCAGACAGAGGUCACUUUGAGGGCCAAACAACCCAAUAACGGUGAGGCUCCCCAGAAGCCUAUUCGAAGGUCUCUGUUCAUAACAUCUCCCCCUCCCACUGUCACAUCCCCAACAACUACUGUUAUCUCACAACCUCCCAUGGCCCAAGCCCCAGAGGCAGCCACAGCCCCAGCCACAGAGGCAACCCCAGAGGCAGACCCAGAGCUUUCCCCAGCCACGGCCACAUCCCCAGAGGCAGCCACAUCCCCAGAGGCAACCUCAGCCCCGGAGGCAGCCACAGCCUCAGCUCCAGAGGGAGCCCUAACCCCAGCCACAACCCCAGAGGCAGCUCCAGCCACAUUCCCAGCUGAGGCCCUAGAGGCAGCCACAGCCUCAGCUGAAACCCCAGCCCCAGCCAAGCCCCAGCCCAGCAUAGUUAAUUUACCCUCAGAGUCAUCCACUGUCACCUCUCCUACGAGGAAGUCACCUCCUGCCUCAGCCACCACCCCCUCCAUGAGGAUGCAGGAGGCCAUCCGCUUGAGGACAGCUUCCAGAAGUAAAGAGGGGCCUCCCUCUCGUCUUAGCCUGCACUCCCCAACAAGUCUCAUGUCUCCCUCCUCCACCGCCAGUUUCAUCUUUGCCAAGAGCACAAAGAAGAUUGUCAUAGAGACCCCCUCAUCCCCUGAGGCCCAGGCCAAUCUCACAAAGAACCUGAUAGCUGAGCUUUCAUCUGUGUCUAAUCCAGCCAAGUCCACAGACACACAGAAGAAUGUGGUGGUCAAGGUGCCUCCACCUGUGUCAAGGAAACCCAAGCCUAAGGUCAGUGUGGAGAUUGAGCAUGUGCAAACUGCGGGACAGGAAGCAUAGCCAGCAGACAACACUGAGGGUGCUCCAGAAGCUCCAAGCGGGACAGCAGUUGGUGUUGAAGUGCCAACAUUAUCCUCCACAUGAGCAACACUGCCACUAAGCAAGGAUUAAUCAUUCACAAAUACAUUGCAAGAGGGGAAGAGAGAUGGAUAAAAAAGGAGUGAGCGGAGGACGCAUACAGAGCCUUCUGAAGACAGGGCAACUGGACAUAACUAAAUGUAACCCUCUCACAUAAGAGCUCUUUGAGUUUGAAAUCCUUUGAGUUUAUAUUAAAAUGGUGUUGGUCUUGAAUUUUUCUAAUACUCUUGUUGUAUUUUGGAGCAUUUUUCUUUGCCAGAGGAACUUCUUACUGGUCUGAUUUAAUAAUGGACAGUCAGUCACAGUGCAUGCUGGUCUAGGUACACGUCUAGGUUGCCCUCUAGUGUCAACUAUGGAAUGUCACAGCUACUGCUGUUGGGCACGCCAAACACUUGUCUGGAUUAUAUACCAGAAUGUUAUAUUUUUAAUAUAUUCAUAUCAUUAUAAGAUCAUGCACUAUUAAAUUGUGUUGAGUUCUCAUUUCAUCCAUCUUCAUGUUUGUUGUAAUAAAAUCAUUUAUCUAAGUUAUUUGUCCUGUAGACAUCUUCCAUUAGAUUUUGUGGGAAAUGUGUGAUGUUAUUUUAUGUUUUCUAUGUCAAUAUGUGUCAAUCUUUCAUGAUGUCAUCUGUCAUCAUCAUAUUUCCUUAUCUCCUUAGCUACUAAAAUGCUAUCAUCAGAACUGGGUGAUGUCACUAGUUCUAGAAUGUUGUAGUGAGGAUGAGAAUCCUAUUCAUGAUGAGAAUCCCAAUUUUCAUGGUCAUGUUUUGUUUCUCUGUUGUUGAAAUGAAUGUACACAUACUUUUACAGGAAUCUCACCCUGUGUGUAAAUCAAAUCUCACAGGUUUAAUCUGAAGCACAGUUUAUGAACUGAACUGGUCAUUUAAAAAGACUAUUGGGGCAAAUCUUUGUCUUGCUUUUAGUUAUGUCCCGCAAAUGUUGAAAUCUUUCCUUUCAACCAGAUGGGAGCUACAUUAUACAUUGCAUUUAUGUUACUAAUUUGUCCAGAAAUUGGGAUAUUGCUCAACUGAAUGAAAUAUCUGCUUUGAAAGUACAACAUAUUAUUCAAAGUGAUUUCAAUGAUUGUAAAAAAGUAAUCUGACAAAUGAUUAUGUAUAGCUUCAUUUAUUUCAAGGUAACAGAAUAAAUGGAUUUAUUCACAAUGAA